This is a messenger RNA of Peromyscus maniculatus bairdii (prairie deer mouse), 1120 nucleotides long. It is a transcript of the gene Tmt1b, whose product is annotated as thiol methyltransferase 1B. The record is from RefSeq and is a predicted model, not a curated record. Gene Ontology annotation, molecular function: S-adenosylmethionine-dependent methyltransferase activity. NCBI's taxonomy places the organism in Eukaryota, Metazoa, Chordata, Mammalia, Rodentia, Cricetidae.
UGCCAGACCAGGCAGAGGCAAAAAGCCAGUGUCCCGGGACGCACCAGCUAGAGCGGGCAUCAUGGAUGUGCUGGUCCCGUUCCUGCAGCUGCUGGUGCUGCUCCUCACACUUCCGCUGCACCUGCUGGCUCUGCUGGGCUACUGGGAGCCCAUGUGCAAAACCUACUUCCCCUACUUGAUGGCCAAGUUAACAAAAAGCUCCAACAAAAAGAUGGAAGGCAAGAAACGGGAGCUGUUUAGCCCGAUAAAUGAUCUUAAGGGGACCUCCGGGAAAGUGGCCCUGCUGGAGCUGGGCUGCGGCACCGGGGCUAACUUCCAGUUCUACCCGCCCAACUGCAAGGUCACCUGCGUGGACCCGAACCCCAACUUCGAGAAGUUCCUCACAAAGAGCAUGGCUGAGAACAGGCACCUCCAGUAUGAGCGCUUCAUCGUGGCUUAUGGAGAGGACAUGAAACAGCUGGCGGACAGCUCCAUGGACGUGGUGGUCUGCACCCUGGUGCUGUGUUCUGUACAGAGCCCCAAAAAGGUCCUGCAGGAAAUCCAGAGAGUCCUGAAGCCGGGAGGACUGCUGUUCUUCUGGGAGCACGUGGCUGAGCCUCGGGGAAGCUGGGCCUUCCUGUGGCAGCGAGUUUUUGAGCCCACCUGGAAACACAUCGGGGAUGGCUGCCACCUCACCAGAGAGACCUGGAAGGACCUGGAGAAGGCAGGGUUCUCCGAUGUCCAAAUGGAACGGCAGCCCCCUCCCUUCAAGUGGCUACCCGUCGGGCCCCACAUCAUGGGAAAAGCUGUGAAAUAAGCCUCCCCCAGGAGCCCAUCUGCCCCCUCCCUGCCUGUAGUCAGAGUCACCCCGGGUGACCGGUACAGCCUCGGUCCCUCUUCCACAGUGAGGCUUCCUCCCUGCUCCCUCCAGAGGUAUAAAACUAUACAGCGCCAUACUGUCAACUACAAAGCCCUGGACUUUGCCCACCCCCCUUCUAGGACCCCGCUUUUCCUUUGUUCCCGUGGUGAAGUUCUCACUGCUGUUCUUCUGAGGCGACACCCAUGUGCCCCUUGGAACUAGCCACACCCCCAGGAUGAGAGAACAGCACUCAAUAAAACAACCAGAGUUUUUAUUGUCAAA